AAGCAUGUAUGGCUAGAACAUGGUUUCCUCUUGUAGUAUAUAGUUUUGUUAUAUCCUGUGUAAUACUGUGAAAUUUACUUCUGAAUAAAUUAAGAAUUGGUUAAUAGAGCAAUUAUCUUCUUCAUUACUGAUUUGAAUUGGUUAGAAUAAUUGUACAUUAAUUACACUCCAACUUAGUCGACUGCUUAGUCGGUCGCAUAUGAAUUAAUAGGAUGCACUGUAUAAAAUAAGAAGUAGAUUGAGAUGGUCAACUAUAUAUCUAUCAUGACUUGAUGAGCUUUGAAAUAUAUCCCAUUGGAUUAAUCCAAACUGCGCGCCAUAGACAUAGUCAGUCAUCCAUGCAAUAUGUAUAUAUCAUGACGUUACGGUGAAAUUAAGCUAGGGUUUGCUACUUGCUAGCCGGCCAUGGCGAUGGCGAUGGCGAUGGCGGCAUCAGGCAACGAAGAGAAACGGCUUGCUUCCAACCUGACCGCAGCUUCAGACGAGAAUGGCGGCGAUAUGGAUCCCGAGCUGGAAAUGUUGGCGGAGGCCCGCCGCCGCGGCGAGCCGAGGCCGCCGGUGUCCAUGUGUUGGUCGCUGCUGAGGGCCUCACGCACCGGCGAUUGGGUGGAGCUCGGCCGUCUUCUGGGCAGGGAAGAUGAUGGGGAUGGGGCAGACCAACAGUGCUACCAGUCGUCACCUCCAUCGCCGGCGCCGGCGAGGGCGCCUCAGGUUCCCCGCGACGUGCAGGAGUCGCCGUUGAAGCGGCUCACGUACCAGGGGGACACCGCCCUCCACAUGGUGGCCGCCUCCGGCGACGGAGAGAGCUUCCUGAGAAGCGCGGAGGUCAUCUGCGGCAGGGCCAAGGUGCUCCUCGUCACAGCGAACAACAACGGCGACACGCCGCUGCACUCCGCCGCGAGGGCCGGGAACCUGGAGAUGGUGAGGAAACUCGUCGGUCUGAGCAAAGACGGCGAUGGAGCAGGAGCAGCAGCAGCAACGGCGGCGAUGCUGAGGACCGAGAACGAGAGCAGGGAGACGGCGUUGCACGAGGCGAUCCGCUUCGACAGCGUCGCCAUGGUCAGGGAGCUCUUGGAAGAGGACCCUGGCCAGCUGGUCUGCGGCAGCGGCACGUCGCCGUUGUACCUCGCCGUCCUGUUGGGGCGCGGCAAGAUCGUAGAGCAGAUACACGCCAUUGUUGCUGGAUCAUCAGCUUCUUCCAAGCAACUAUCCUUCUCUGGCCCGGGCGGCCAAACUGCCAUGCAUGCUGCUGUUCUUCGAGGCCAAGAGAUGACAAAAAUGCUGAUGGAACUGAACCAGAAGCUAGGCACCACCAUCCAUGGUAUGUCAAGCAACUUUUACCUGAUGCAAAAGGGAGACGACCAUGGGAGCACACCUCUCCACUUCGCCGCCUCACUGGAAGGACCAUGCGAUGAAACUGCUCAGCUGCUGCUGUUGCUGGCUGCCCGGUUCAUGCAUCCCUUCCAAAACUGCGUCACUUCCCAGCUCCUGGAGACCAACCCGGACGCAGCAUACCAGCCUGACGACAGAGGCAUGUUCCCAAUCCAUGUCGCCGCGUCGGCAGGCAGGCUGAGGGCCGUCGUCGUUCUGCUCGACAGGUGCCCCGGGACGGCCGGGCUGCAGGACGCCAUGGGCAGGACCUUCCUCCACGUCGCUGUCCAGAAGAGAAGAUACCGCAUCGUCUCCUACGCCUGCGGCAUGGCAGGAGGUCUCCUCCUGGAUGAUCCAAUCCUCAACAUGCAGGACAAGGACGGCAACACCGCGGUGCACCUCGCCGUCCAGAUCGGAGAUCUGGACCUCGCGAGCUGCCUGAUGAGGAACCACAGGGUUCGCCUGAACCUGGCCAACAACAAGUGGCAAACGCCUCGGCAUCUUGCGGAGAUCUGCGUUCCUCCGGGGCUUUAUUACUCAAAGAAUCAACGGCGGAUGAUCUACCGGUCGUUGUUAGUCUACUGCGGUGCACCCGGUGGAAACCUUCGGCAUGACCACUUUCUGGAGCAGGACAUCGCCAACCGAAACGAAGCAGAAGAAUCCAAGAAAAUCAUCGAGUCCACCCAGAUCCUCGGCAUCGGCUCGGUGCUCGUCGCGACCGUGGCGUUCGCCGCCGCCAUCGCCAUGCCGGGCGGCUACCGCGGCGACGGCACGCCGGCGCUCGCCGGGAGCUACGGCUUCGACGCGUUCGUGGUGGCCAACGCGCUGGCGUUCUCCUGCGCGCUGCUCGCCACGCUGGGCCUCAUGUACGCCGGGAUGGCGUCCGUCGACUUCGCCACCCGCUCGCGGCACUUCGCCUCCGCCGUCGGGCUGGUGCGGAGCUCCAUACGGAGCCUGGCCGUCGCCUUCGCGCUGGGGACGUACGUCGUCCUGGCGCCGGUUGCUCGGACGACGGCCAUGGCGACCUGCGCCUUCGCGUCGCCCAUCCUGGUGUACGCGAACACCGAGCUGAUGCCGAUGGUGCUUCUUGCGUGGACCGUGAGCAGGAAGUCCGGGGACAAGAUGUGGUUCUACACCAUAGGAGUGGAGGUUGUGCUUGGUGCCUUGUCCAAAUUAUGGCCCUACCUACUCAUCUUUGGUCUGCCUGCUCUUCUACAAAUAACUAAAUGA
Molecule: messenger RNA, 2601 nt
Organism: Oryza brachyantha (malo sina)
Lineage: Eukaryota; Viridiplantae; Streptophyta; Magnoliopsida; Poales; Poaceae
Product: protein ACCELERATED CELL DEATH 6-like
Exons: 3
Coding region: 406-2601 (731 amino acids)
Cellular component (GO): plasma membrane
Molecular function (GO): protein phosphatase 1 binding; protein phosphatase regulator activity
Source: RefSeq, a predicted model, not a curated record